CCAGCACCGAAGAAUUACGUAAAAUUUCUGUGCGCUGGUUAUCCGCACCAGGUUACAUUUUGCAGGUGCCGGGAACGGGCUCCAGAGAAGCUUUUGUUGCAGACUGUGUAGUGACUCUAGACCUCCACCUCCCUCCUAGAUGGGAUUGCCAGAUAAAAUACAAGGCAACCAAUUCAAUUCGAAUGUCAGAUAAACAAAGAGGUCACCCAAAAUCGUUCACGUUAUUAGUCGUUACGGGAAGGUGGGGGAGAACUGGGAAAGUUUUCGAAACAGGCAGUGGUGAUGGUUGCAGGAGGUUGUGAAUACACUGAAUGCCACUGUAGUGUAUACAUAAAGUGGUCAGCAUGGCAAAUUUUAUGUUUCAUCACGAUUUUAAAAAAUUAAUAUACCAAACACUCUUAAACGGGCGGGUUGUGUGGUGAGUUAUAUUUUAAUGAUGCUGAUAAAAGGUGAUUCUUUGCCUAUCUGAAAUGCAGAUCAAGUGGGCGCCCUGUACUUUUACUUGCUAACUGUGGCGACCCUGCUGCUGUGGAACAGAUACCCUGCCCUGUUCACGGAAAGAGCGCCUCGCACACAGCUGCCUAUUCUUCGCCUCGCCGCGCGGCGGCACUGUGGGCGCCGGGCGCCGGGCCGGCGCGGCCUCUCUGCGGGCGGGAGGCGGGGCUGCGCGGUCGCACUUCCGCGUGUGUGUAGACGCGGGGUAGGACAGGCGGCGGUGGCGGAGGCCGGGCAUGGAGGAUGGCUCCGCUUCUGCUGCAGCUGGCGGUGCUCGGCGCGGCGCUGGCGGCCGCAGCUCUGAUUCUGAAAUGCCACACCUUCAUCGCCAUGAAGAAGAGAAGUUCUUCUUAAAUGCCAUAGGCCAGAGGGAAGCCUUACCUAGCAUACGGGACUCGCCUACCAAACAGCUUUCUGUUGUCGUGCCUUCAUACAAUGAAGAAAAACGGUUGCCUGUAAUGAUGGAUGAAGCUCUGGGCUAUCUAGAGGAGAGACAGAAACAAGAUCCUACGUUCACUUAUGAAGUGAUAGUUGUUGAUGAUGGCAGCAAAGACCAGACUUCAGAGGUAGCUUUUAAAUAUUGCCAGAAAUAUGGAAGUGACAAAGUACGAGUGAUAACACUGGUGAAGAAUCGUGGGAAAGGCGGAGCUAUCAGGAUGGGUGUAUUCAGUUCUCGAGGGAAAAAGAUCCUUAUGGCAGAUGCUGAUGGAGCCACGCAGUUUCCAGAUAUUGAGAAAUUAGAGAAAGGACUGAAUGAUCUACAGCCUUGGCCUGAUCAAAUGGCUAUUGCAUGUGGAUCUCGAGCUCAUUUGGAAAAAGAGUCAAUUGCUCAGCGUUCUUACUUCCGUACUCUUCUCAUGUACGGGUUCCACUUUCUGGUGUGGUUCCUUUGUGUCAAAGGAAUCAGGGACACACAGUGUGGUUUCAAAUUAUUAACUCGAGAAGCAGCGUCACGGACGUUUUCAUCUCUCCACAUUGAACGAUGGGCAUUUGACGUAGAACUGCUUUACAUAGCACAGUUCUUUAAAAUCCCAAUAGCAGAAAUUGCUGUCAACUGGACUGAAAUUGAAGGUUCUAAAUUAGUUCCAUUUUGGAGCUGGUUACAGAUGGGCAAGGACCUACUUUUUAUACGACUUCGAUAUUUGACUGGUGCCUGGAGGCUUGAACAAACCAGGAAAGUGAAUUAGGUUAUUUGCCAGAUUUGAUUGUAUUCUUACACAUCAGUGUCACAUUAUUUCAUUUGAAAUUAAAAUUUUAAAUAAAGCUAGAAUAAAACCUG
Messenger RNA from Hippopotamus amphibius kiboko, 1774 nucleotides. It is a transcript of the gene ALG5, whose product is annotated as ALG5 dolichyl-phosphate beta-glucosyltransferase. The transcript is spliced from 10 exons. The coding region runs from base 732 to 1682 and encodes 316 amino acids. Gene Ontology annotation, cellular component: endoplasmic reticulum membrane. NCBI's taxonomy places the organism in Eukaryota, Metazoa, Chordata, Mammalia, Artiodactyla, Hippopotamidae. The record is from RefSeq and is a predicted model, not a curated record.